This is a messenger RNA of Mesoplodon densirostris (Blainville's beaked whale), 2535 nucleotides long. RefSeq names its product acyl-CoA synthetase bubblegum family member 2 (gene ACSBG2). Gene Ontology annotation, cellular component: membrane; endoplasmic reticulum. Gene Ontology annotation, molecular function: long-chain fatty acid-CoA ligase activity. Lineage: Eukaryota; Metazoa; Chordata; Mammalia; Artiodactyla; Ziphiidae. The record is from RefSeq and is a predicted model, not a curated record.
AUGCCCGCCGCCUCCCGUACUCCCCGGCCGGGCAAGGCCCGGGGCGGUCGCAUCGGUCACCUGGAGUUCCGGCCGGGAGUUCGGGCAACGGCUCCCGCGGCGUCGGUGGCGGCUGCUGCGUGUUGGUCCCCGUUGGUAAGUAACAGUCUCCACGGCUACAGUCUCUAUGGCGGCGGCGGUGGCGGCGGCUGCCGCUCCUCCUCCAGCUCCCGGCGCCCGCCCGCCUCUCGCCUCCUGCCCGCCUGCAGCGACGGGGCGGGGCGUUGUUGUCGGCAACGGUUACCAGGCUCCACGCCCCACCCCCUCAACGGCCCACCUCCAACGGGCGCGAUGAGGGCGGGGCGCAAGACUCUGAAGCUCCCUAUUGGCUGCCCUCAGUGCCUGUCAGAGGGGGCGUUCCCCAGCGAGGAAGAGGGCGAGGCUCGACCAAUCGCCCCGAAGGAGGGCGGGGCUUGGAGGGAGGCGGGCGCCGCUGGGAGGGCCCAGGACAGCGCUGUGAAGAAUGGUCUCUGCGGACCUGGAAGGGCUGAAACCCCAAUGACUCGAGAAGAGAAGGUCGAGGACCUUAAAGCAGACAUAGGCCAAGAACGAGUUACUCCUGGGCCAUGGACCAUUCACCAAGAUGGAGAAGUCCUUAUGAGGCUUUCAAAACACGGGCCAGGCCAUGAGACCCCCACGACCAUCCCUGAAUUUUUUCGGGAGUCAGUCAACCGAUUUGGGACUUAUCCAGCCCUCGCAUCAAACAAGAAUGGAAAGUGGGAAGUUCUGAAUUACAACCAGUACUACGAGGCUUGUCGAAAAGCUGCAAGAGCCUUACUCAAGCUGGGCUUGGAGCCUUUCCACUCAGUCGGCAUCCUUGGGUUUAAUGUCGAGUGGCUCCUUGCAGCUCUUGGCGCCAUCUUCGCAGGGGGCUUCUGUGUUGGUUAUGCCACCAACUCUGCGGAAGCCUGUCAAUAUGUCAUUGCUCACGCCAAAGUGAACAUCCUGCUGGUGGAAAAUGACCUACAGCUGCAGAAAAUCCUUUCGAUUCCAAAGACCAAGAUGGAGACCCUAAAAGCAAUCGUUCAGUACAGGCUGCCAGCGAAGGAGAGCAAAUGUAACAACCUGUACUCUUGGGAUGAUUUCAUGGAGCUCGGCAAUAGCAUCCCCGAGUCCCAGCUGGACCAGAUCAUAAAGAGUCAGAAGGCCAAUCAGUGUGCUGUGAUCAUCUACACUUCUGGGACCAUAAGCUCUCCCAAGGGGGUGAUGCUUAGCCAUGACAACAUCAUGUGGACGGCGGGGUCGGUGGCAAGGGACUUCAGUCUGGCUUAUGCUCCUGAGAAGCAGGAGGUGGUGGUCAGCUACGUUCCUCUCAGCCACAUCGCAGCUCAGAUGAUGGAUGUCUGGAUACCCAUGAAGGUCGGGGCUUUCAUCUACUUUGCUCAACCAGAUGCACUCGAGGGCACUUUGGUCAACACUCUGCAGGAGGUAAAGCCUACCGCCUUCCUGGGGGUGCCCCGAAUUUGGGAAAAGAUGCAUGAGAAGAUAAAGGAAACUGUUGGCAAAUCUUCAAGCUUGAGGAGAAAGGUGUUUUCAUGGGCAAGAAAUAUUGGCUUCAAGGUCAACUCAAAAAGGAUGCGAGGGGGACAUGACACUCCCAUGAGCUACCACAUGGCAAAGGCCCUUGUGUUCACCAAAAUCAAGAAUUCCCUUGGCCUGGAUCGCUGCUGCAUUUUUAUCAGCGGGGCCGCACCACUCAACCAAGAGACUGCUGAGCUCUUUCUAAGUCUGGACGUACCUAUAGGUGAGGUGUACGGUAUGAGUGAAAGCUCAGGACCCCAUUCCACGUCCAGCCCAAAGAACUACCGGAUUCUAAGUUCCGGCGAAGUCAUGACUGGGUGUAAGAACAUGCUAUACCAGCAGACCAAGGAUGGCGUUGGGGAAAUCUGCCUCUGGGGCCGGCACGUCUUCAUAGGCUACCUGGAGAGGGAGGACGCGACUGUGGAGGCCAUCGAUGAGGAGGGCUGGCUCCACUCUGGGGACCUCGGCUGCAUGGACAACCACGGCUUCCUCUUUAUCACAGGCCGCAUCAAAGAAAUUAUCAUCACUGCUGGCGGCGAGAAUGUGGCCCCCAUUCCCAUCGAGAACCUGGUUAAGAAGAAGAUUCCCAUCAUCAGUAACGCCAUGUUAGUGGGGGAUAAGGCCAAGUUUCUGGGUGUCCUCCUGACCCUGAAGUGUGAGGUCGACAAGACGACCGGAGAGCCGCUGGACACACUGACCUGGGAGGCCAUCAGGUUCUGCCGGGAUGCAGGCAGCCAGGCGUCCACCGUGUCCGAGAUCUUGGAGCUGCGAGACCCCUUAGUCUACACGGCCAUCCAGAAAGGCAUAAAUGCCGCGAAUCAGUGUGCCAUCUCCAACGCGCAGAAGAUUCAGAAGUGGGUCAUCUUGGAGAAGGACUUUUCCAUCAGUGGUGGGGAGCUAGGUCCAACGACAAAGAUUAAAAGACAUUUCAUAAUCCAGAAAUACAAAAAGCAAAUCGACAACUUCUAUCAGUGA